CCUCGUCUACAUGCGAAGUACUAUUUCCCUGCUUUUCCUGCCACAUGUUCUCUUCUUCUUUCUUCUAUUCCUCCCGUAUCUUUUGUUCCAUAUCUCCUCCAGUUCGCAUCCUGUCCGUAUCCCGCCUCAAGCACCACACCAUAAUCGCAAGGAACUCAUCGCGAAUCACAAUGGGUCUCGCCGACACGCGCUUCAAGCUCAACACCGGAGCGGAGAUCCCCGCUCUCGGACUCGGAACCUGGCAAUCGGCGCCCGGCGAGGUCGAGAAGGCAGUGCGCCACGCCAUCCAGGUCGGAUACCGCCACAUCGACACGGCGUUCGCGUACCAGAACGAGCACGAAGUGGGGAAGGCGAUCAACGACGCCAUCGCGGCGGGGGAGGUGACGCGCGCGGAGCUGUUCGUGACGACCAAGCUGUGGUGCACGGGGCACACGCGGGUGGAGGCGGCGCUGGACCAGAGCCUGCAGACGCUGGGGCUGGAGUACAUCGACCUGUACCUGGUGCACUGGCCGGUGGCGAUGAACCCGAACGGCAACCACCCGGUCGUGCCCAAGCUGCCGGACGGCUCGCGGGACCUGCACCGCGACCACCCGCACGUCGAGACGUGGAAGAGCAUGGAGAAGCUGGUCGGCGCCGGCAAGACCAAGGCCAUCGGCGUCUGCAACUACAGCGUGCCCUACCUGCGGGAGCUCCUGGCCCAGGCUUCCAUCGUCCCCGCCGUGAACCAGAUCGAGAACCACCCCGCCCUGCCGCAGCAGGAGGUCGUCGACUUCUGCCGCGAAAAGGGCAUCCACGUUACCGCGUACAGCCCGCUCGGCAGCACCGGCAGCCCGCUGUUCUCCGCUGAGCCUGUCGUCGAGGUCGCCAAGAAGAGGGACGUCUCCCCCGCCACCGUGCUUCUGAGCUGGCACAUCGCCCGUGGCUCUUCGGUUCUUGCCAAGUCGGUGACUCCAUCUCGCAUCGAGGCGAACCGCCAGCUGGUCGAGCUCGACGAGUCGGAUCUGGCCACUAUCGCCAAGUACACGGACCAGCUGGCUCGGACAAAGUCCUUCAAGCGUUACGUUUUCCCGCCGUUCGGUCUGGACUUUGGGUUCCCCGAUAAGGUCGCCAAUUAAGCAAGGAUCAUCCAUAAACAGGCACACCCAGCACCAGUGCAGACCUUCAUCCAUCAAUGGUAGAAAGGGGUAUAGAGAGAUAUAGAAGCCGUUUUGGCUGGAUGGUUCAACAGGCAAGAACCAAGUGUGACUUAGUUGUAUAUGACUCUGAUAUAAGACUCUUGUAUGAUUGAAAUGACAUUUUGACUAAAUUCCGC
This is a messenger RNA of Aspergillus uvarum CBS 121591, 1312 nucleotides long. Its product is annotated as putative glycerol dehydrogenase. The coding region runs from base 171 to 1115 and encodes 314 amino acids. Gene Ontology annotation, cellular component: cytosol. Gene Ontology annotation, molecular function: aldose reductase (NADPH) activity. Lineage: Eukaryota; Fungi; Ascomycota; Eurotiomycetes; Eurotiales; Aspergillaceae. The transcript has 3 exons. The record is from RefSeq and is a predicted model, not a curated record.